CGACCCAGUUCCAUAUGUCACAAAAGAACAGCGUCAGUCGGUGGUUGUUGGUAAUGGUGUUGUUGUUAUUGUCUCCACUCCUCCGUCUGCAACACCCUAGAAAACCCCGAAAAAAAGGUAUAUAUAUAUGUAUGUAUAUUCAAGACCCCGAUCGCGUUGUUCCAUAUGCGCAUAAAGCAAAUUGCAUUAACAUUUAGGCCUACGCGCCGCUGUGCCGCCCACUUUGCGACUGUGCCGCUUCUGCAGCAAAAGUGCCAUGCCACUCGUUUCCCAGUCUCUUAUUCCAUGGCGUUCGCCCGUUCCAUUCCGCAUUGUGCCGCCUUUGCUUUAUCACCUAGCAAACUUCCAGCCUGAUCAGUCGCAAUUCAAAGUGCGCGCUGUGCGGAGCAAUUUCAAAUCGCCUCAACCGCCUGUUUUUCCGUCGGCGGUUCUUUUCGAAAUCUGAAAAAGAUAAAAUAUCGUAUAAACCACGACUAACGUUACUGGGCAGGCCUUUAAAUGUGAUUUGGAAUCAGCUUAAGCUAUAUAAAGUUGUGCCCCUUUUUUUUUUGGGUUUAAUUCGCCAAUCAAUCGUUAAAAUAUAAAUACAAAAAAUAAUAAUAAAAACAAGCUGCAUCCAGUUAGUGAAACAAGUCAUAAAUUAGCAAAAGGAGCAUCUGUUAGUCGCAUACCUUCAACACAUUAUUUCUUGCAAACUCGGAAUGAAUGCACUUUAAUUUGGAUGUGUUUCAAGUUCGUUGAUUGACGGUCAGAACGCUGCGUCAUGUUGUUGCUGCCAACGGAAAUGUGUCCAGCAGCAACAACAACAACUACAAUAACAACCACAAUAAACAACACCAAAAGUUGCCCAACGAAAAGUAAUUUGCGAAAAUCAUAAAAAAGUAGCGUAAAUAACUCCCGGCACUACCAGAUCUCCCAAGUGGGGCAAAAAGCGAAAAGCACAAAGGCCAAGCGCGAAAAUAGCCAGAAAAUUGCUGGAAAUCUUUUGGUUCACACCAAAAAAACAACAACAACAGCACAAGAAGUAAUAAUAACAAAAACAAGAACUCAAGAACGACAAGUUUAGGAACAAACCAGAGCAACGACCAACAGCAAGUGUCGCCGUUUUCUAAUGCACAAAAACCAUUCUGUGAUAUCUCAAGACCCAAAGAUGGCAUCGUUAACCUUGCACUUGAUAGUGAUAGCUCUGUUGGCGUCGACGGCGGCGUCACAAACGACACCAACAGCCACUACGACAACAGCAGCGACGCGACAGCGCGGCAGAGGCUUUGCCGCCCAGGGCGUGGAGGGGCUAGGACUGGGCGGCAGGGUAACGGGGGGCGUGCCGGUAUCGACAACGAGCACAGAGGCGCCAACGUUGAGGGCGCCACGCCAGCGUCGUCCGCCUACGACGCAAUCAAUUGAUUUAACGGUGACGGUGACCCCGAUUCGCAGUCGCAGUCGCAGCAGUGGCAGUUUAGCAACACCAACAACAACUACAGCGGCAACAACAAAUGGCAGAGUGUUGCAGCGACGACGCAGUAGCACGUCCAGCACAACAACAACAACAACAGAAGCAACUGCCAAAGCUGGAAGAUCUUCCAGGGAUCGAGGAAGUGUGCGGGGGCCGCGUCAACCGCGUGACACACCGGAACUGGGCGGGGAUACCAGUAUAAGACGCAGCUGGCAGUCCGCCUCACCGACUGCCUCCCCCUACCAGGCCCACGCGCCCACUUCCAGUUACAGUUUCAGUUCCACUCCCAGCACCACUUCCAGUCGAGGAGCACUGAAAACACCCCGAAUGAUCCAACGGCUGGUGGCCGGACACAUCCAGAAUGCCCAGGGCCACUCCACCUACGAGGUGUCGGCGGUGAGCGCCAACAGCUCCUCAUCCACGUAUAUUCCUUCGACGACGGCUAGGAGUACUAGUACUUCUACGACGACUACGACGCCGUCGACAACGACAUCGACGACUACAAAAAAGCCUCCUUCGAGGAGCAAAGCGAGCAGCAGUUACCGACUGGCCAAACCCUCGUCUAGGCCGAGAUUAACCAGUACUGUGGCCAACACGCGGUUUAGUAAUCCUCCGAGCACCUCGCGAUCAACGACUCCACUGCCUCCCCCGAGAUCCAAUACGCCGAAUUCGUAUAGACAGGUGGAAUCCGACGAUGAUGAGGCCCUGCUCAACGAACCGGAUGACUUUGAUAACUGGGACAAUGGCAUCUUGCGGCUGAGCGCCGGUUCUGGCAAGGAAGCGGAGGCUCCAGCCAAGAAACAGCCAAAGGAAGACCAAAAGAAGACGCUGGCGGAUCAGGUGAGGGAUGGAAAGUAUGGUUUGAUCGAGAAGGAGCUCUUUCGACGCGUUCCCAAGCGGCCCGGAGUGCUGAGCUAUGCCCGCAAUUCGGAGGUUCCGCUAGACAACGAACGGAACUAUGGUGGAUUGAACGAGGAAGACAUCUGGCUGGCCGAGGAUCACCUGCUGGUAAUCAAGGGCGGAGCACUAAAUGAGGAAUCGGAAGACAAUCAGCAUGGUCCUUGGCCGGCCAUUGAUGACUAUGAUGCACCAGGAAGACAGAUUAAAUUACCAGCAAAUCCGGCGGUGCCGCCUCCAUUUCCUGUGCAGCUCGAACCGCACGGGCCGCUGCAGCUUAUCCGAGAUAAUCAACUCGAGAUCCUCCGUCCGGCGUCUGGCAAUGCAACGAUAUCCUCUAAAACCGCCAACUACCAGAGCCACCAAAGCGCCGCCGGUGAAAAUAGCGCAUCGCAUCCUGUUGCCCGGACGGGAGCGACUGCAGCAUCUCCGGCAGCUAAGUCCACGGAUGCCCGUGAUAGCCCGGAUGCCCCGGCCUACGUCUAUCCGGCGCCCUAUGCCCCCUGGUUGCUCUACCCCAACGACACGGUGGCGUCCAAGGGUCUGCUAAGGACUCCACCGCUCUUGGGUCCUUGGUUAAUCAACGGAUUGAAUGGCAAUGGUUCAUUGGUCGGUGAUUCCCAACUUCCCGGUAAUGUCAGCGAUUUCGAUGAGGACGAUCCAUCGCUGUACUAUCCACCGGCAUAUACGUUUGUUUACAAAAGCAACUACUCGAAUCCGGUGCCACCAGGUCCUUUGGUGCCGGGCAUAGUCCUUCCCCCGCCACCUGAUCACUUCAGCCGGCUGGAGGGUAGUGUCUCGACCAGGAGACCUCAGUCUUCCAGUAGCACCACUACUAGUACGACCAGUACUACAACGACAAGCACAACAACUACCACGUCGAGGCCUCCAGCGCAAUUGCCACCCGUGCGGACAUCGUACAAACCCAAAUACAAUGGGAUUACCUAUCUGCCACCACCGCCCAGGCAGAGUUCACCGAAAUAUGUGGAGCGUGUGCCCGUUCCGGUGGCCGUGCCCAUACCCAUUUAUCCUGUCAACUAUACACCUCGACCCCAGCUGGUCUUUGUGUCUAGUUCCACGGAGGGCAGUCGCCAGGAUCAGUCACUGGAUCCUCCGCUGUCCAAGUCCAAUCCCAUUUACUAUGAGUAUUUCGAGGCCAAGCGGCAGCCGGGAUCAAUCAAAUCCAAUGUCAUUGAUGACUUCCUGGCCACUAAACCGCCCAAGCGGCAUCAUCAUAAUAACAAUCACCAUCAGCGAGAACAUCUGCAACACUACAAGGCAUCGCCAAGUCCGGCGAACGAUGUGGCUCCCGAAGUGGUCAACAUCACGCCAAAGCCCAGGACUGCCCAGUUGCAGUUACACGCAGAGUACGAGGCAUCCCUGGGUCAGCUGCUAAGGAGCAACCUCAUCUCACCUCCGGGAGGAUCUAAUUCGGGACGAUUCCAGGCCCCCGACUUUGACAAGCAGCCCUUCCUGCCCAUGGUGAACUACAGUGCGGAUGAGCAUGAUCAAAACGCUUUCAAGGCCAUAGUUUACCAGCCUCCUGGCCAGCGUCAGCGUCACUUGCGGGUGGGCAAACAGCAGCUGCAGCUGGAUCCAAAUCUGGAGGCUGCUCCACCAGAUUCCUAUCUGCCGGGGCGUCAUUACCGGGUUGGCAAACAGCAGCAGCAGAUCUAUGAGCCUCAAAUAUACAGCACGCCAGUUCCUCAGUUUUUGGAAGAUCCACAGCAAUUGAGGCCGCCAUCUCCCGUCCAGUCGAGUCCUCUGCAAUUCUGGCAGCGACCCCCACCACAAUUCAAGAGAGUGCGACCCAGUAGCAAACAGGGUCAUCCCCAUUCGCAUCCACACUAUCCUCCCUACUAUGUGCCGGGAUAUCCGAGUGCUCCGUCGGCGGAACCCCUAUAUCGCCUGGUGCCCGUGGCCCAGCACAAACACUGGAGGAACAAGCAGCAGCAACCGCAGCAGGUUCAAUCGCAGCCCAUUCAAGUGCAAGCUCAGAAUCAGGGCUAUCCCGAUCGGAGUGUGAAUAUUGGUCACAGCCUGGCUGGCGAUAUACUCGUCAACUACAACACAAACAAUCAGUUCAAUCCGCAGGCGGAACUGGUGCCUCAGGCUCAGUUGGCGGCACCACCGCCGCCUCCUCCUCUGUCCUAUCAGGCCCAAAGUGGCCAGCCCUUGUGGUCCGAAAGGGAACGGGAUCGGGACAGGGAGAGAUCGGUAAGACAGUCAAGAGAACAACAGAAGUAAUACUAAAUAUAUUUACAUAUAUCAUAAUCUGAGUAAUCAUGUCGAUAAUGAUGGUUCUAUGUCAUUGAUAAACGUAGUGUCAAAAUGUGAUCUAUAGGGAGGCCAAUCCGCUAUCGAAUCCCAGACGAAAUCCUAGACGAUACGAAAUGGAAAGCCGUGAACUUUUAAUAGAAAAAUUCUAAUGAUUCCAUAUAAUAUUUCUUCUUCAUUUCAUACAAUUUCAUUAUUCCCCCCAAUGUGUGUAAACUUUGGAUCAGCAAUAAUCCACAACCCUGCUAAUGGUCUCAUUUUUGCUAUUUCAACAUUUCUUUAGUUUGUGAUUGAUAUCUUUGUGUUUUCUAGAUGAAUACUCCUUGUAAUCAUCAUCAUAAUCAAUCGAAAAUCAAGCUCAAUUCAAGUUUAUUUCACAUUCUUUGCUACCACUAACAAAUAGUUACAUACAUUAUAUAGAGCUGGUCAUAUAAGAGAUAAACCCCUAUUUGGUCCUGCUGCCAACCUCUCGAUGGCGAUGCUGCCAACCUCUCGACAAUCGAUGUAUGGUAUAUAUCGCCAAUCGCUGACAGAGUUGCAACAAACGCACACUUAUACACAUUUAUACAAUAUAUAAGUACCUAUAUCCCCAAAUCGGAUAUAUAUAUAUAUAUAUUCACAAACCUAUGUAAAUAAUAAACAAGUUUAGGCGCUAUAGACACCACAUAGUCUUAGGGGCAGUAAAAUACAUAUAUACUUUAUCGAUAUCUGUAGGAACGAAGGCUUCUUCGUUUAGCCUUAACUAUUCUGUUUUAUCCUGCACACACACACACACGUAAACACACUAUAUGUAUUAUUUUUUUCUAUUUAUUAUAAUCUGUUUUUGAAUGUUUUCCAAAAUCAUUGCAAAACUUUGUAUAAAAGCCAUAACAACUAAGGUCACUAUAAGUUAAAAAAUCACGCUAUGCAACUAAUGAACACUAUGCGUUAAUUAAAUCUUUAGUUCGUAUACCAUACUUAAAUGUAUACUUAUUUUUUUUUGUUAAUUGUAAACGAAUAAAAUAAUUUGUAGACGCAAAUUCUUAUUAUCGAAAUAAAGCAAACUGAAAAUAUA
Drosophila eugracilis is the source of this 5681-nucleotide messenger RNA. RefSeq lists its product as uncharacterized. NCBI's taxonomy places the organism in Eukaryota, Metazoa, Arthropoda, Insecta, Diptera, Drosophilidae. The transcript is spliced from 6 exons. The coding region runs from base 1112 to 4597 and encodes 1161 amino acids. The record is from RefSeq and is a predicted model, not a curated record.